UUUGUCUCGACUUGAAGAAUAUAAAAUCUGAUCAGUUAAUAGAUUGAGUUGUUGGGAUUAAUUGAUGAUUAAUUAAUGGUUUUUAUUUCUUAAUUGUGUCCGUUUGUCUUUUCUUUUCUAUUGGUUAAUUUACUCUUUAGUUUCCCCAAAAUCUAUUUAAUUAACUCACUGCAAUAAUUGUUUGUUUCUUUGUAGAUCUUUUUACAUUCAAAGGUAAUGACUGGAAACUUGUUAGUUGCUCUAUUUGCCUGUCUGGCCACUGGCAUUGGUGCAACUGUUUAUUUUAGAGAAGAAUUUGAUUCUCCAAGUUGGGAUAAGCGAUGGGUACAAUCAGAGUUUUCGGGUAAAGAAUUUGGUAAAUUCGAAUGGACUGCCGGUAAAUUUUAUGGCGAUGACUUGAAAGACAAAGGAAUCAAAACAUCACAAGAUGCCAGAUUUUAUGGGCUUUCUGCUAAAUUUGAAGAUAAUAAAUUUGAUAAUGAAGGAAAAGAUCUGGUCAUUCAAUAUUCAGUUAAACAUGAACAAAACAUUGACUGUGGUGGUGGAUACUUGAAAGUAUUUGAUUGUUCACUUGAUCAAAAGCAACUUCAUGGUGAAUCACCUUAUUUACUUAUGUUCGGACCUGAUAUCUGUGGUCCAGCAACCAAAAAAGUUCAUGCAAUUUUCAAUUACAAAGGAAAAAACUUGCUCAUUAAUAAGGACAUUCGAUGUAAAGAUGAUGUUCAUACUCAUGUUUAUCGAUUGGUUGUUAAACCAGACAACACUUACAAAGUAUCAAUCGAUGGUGAAACCGUUGAAAAGGGUGAAUUAGAAAAAGAUUGGAACUUCUUAGCUCCAAAGAAAAUUAAGGAUCCAAAUGCCAAGAAACCCGAAGACUGGGAUGACCGAGCUAAAAUUGAUGAUCCAGAAGACAAGAAACCCGAAGAUUGGGAACAACCAGAAUAUAUUCCAGAUCCUGAUGCCACUAAACCCGAAGAUUGGGAUGAUGAGAUGGAUGGUGAAUGGGAACCACCACAAAUUAAUAAUCCUGCAUUCAAAGGUGAAUGGAAACCAAAACAAAUCGAUAAUCCAGCUUAUAAAGGACCAUGGGUUCAUCCUGAAAUCGAUAAUCCUGAAUAUGUUGCUGAUGAUAAACUUUACCGAUACCCUGAAGUUUGUGGAGUUGGUUUUGAUUUAUGGCAAGUUAAGGCUGGAACCAUUUUCGACAAUGUAUUAAUUAGCGACAGUGAAAAGGAAGCCGAUGAAACUUUGAAUGAAAUUUUAGAAAGAGUAAAAGAAGAAAAGAAAAUGAAAGAGAAACAAGACGAAGAGGAAAGAAAAGCCGCUGAAGCUGCAGCCGAAACUAAGAAAGACGAAGAAAUUGACAAGGAAGAAGAAACAGCAAAUGAUGUCGAUGAUGAUGAUGAAGAAAAGUCCGAUUCUAAGCAUGAUGAAUUCUAAUAAGAAUCACCAACACCAUCUAGUAAAUUUUUUUUCAAAUUUAACUUUAAUUCAAAACUAAAGUAAUAUAACAGCGACUGGAUAUUAAUUAAAAAAUUCAAUCCAUUUCGUACUUUUGUGUAAAAAAAAACGAAAA
Messenger RNA from Panonychus citri (citrus red mite), 1576 nucleotides. RefSeq names its product calreticulin-like. Gene Ontology annotation, cellular component: endoplasmic reticulum membrane; endoplasmic reticulum. The record is from RefSeq and is a predicted model, not a curated record. Gene Ontology annotation, molecular function: calcium ion binding. The transcript is spliced from 4 exons. Bases 217 to 1440 code for a protein of 407 amino acids. Gene Ontology annotation, biological process: protein folding. Lineage: Eukaryota; Metazoa; Arthropoda; Arachnida; Trombidiformes; Tetranychidae.